Molecule: messenger RNA, 1902 nt
Organism: Cajanus cajan (pigeon pea)
Lineage: Eukaryota; Viridiplantae; Streptophyta; Magnoliopsida; Fabales; Fabaceae
Product: putative glucuronosyltransferase PGSIP8
Source: RefSeq, a predicted model, not a curated record
GUGUGUGUGUGUGAGGUAGCAUCUAGGGAGUGAGUAGCGGGUGAGGUGAGGUACGAUUAAAAAGGUGUUUCCUCCUUUUUUCUGUUUAUGACAUAAAUAAAAGUGGUUGUUCUUCCCCUCUUUAGCAGCGGCUGAAAUUGAAGUAAGUAAGGGUUGAGUUGAUUGAGGAUAUCUUGAAAUUGUGAAUCUGAUUUUGGGGUAUGGGUGGCGCCAAGAAGCAUGGUGUGAGAUGGUUGUUGGUGGUGGCGUUAUUGGGGUUAUGGAGUGUGUGCGUGGAAGCAGAAGCAGGAGCAGGAGGCAAGAGAAAUGCAUACGCCACCAUGAUGUACGUGGGUACACCCAGAGACUACGAAUUCUACGUAGCUAUACGCGUCCUUCUCAAAUCGCUUGCUACGCUCGACGCUCAAGCCGAUCUUCUUGUCAUUGCUUCCCUUGAUGUCCCUCCUCGCUGGAUUCGAGCACUAGAGAAGGAAGAUGGUGCGAAAGUAGUAAAAGUGGAAAAUCUGGACAACCCUUACAAGCACCAAGAUAAUUUCGACAAGAGAUUCAAGUUAUCGUUGAACAAAUUGUACGCGUGGAGCUUGGUGGAUUAUGACAGGGUUGUGAUGUUGGAUGCUGACAACCUUUUCCUUCAGAACACGGACGAGUUGUUUCAAUGUGGACAAUUCUGUGCGGUCUUUAUCAAUCCUUGUGUGUUCCACACAGGACUCUUCGUCUUGCAGCCAUCAAUGGCCGUGUUCAAGGACAUGGUUAAUGAAUUGCAGAAUGGGAGAGAAAAUCCCGAUGGUGCUGACCAGGGUUUCAUAGAUAGCUAUUUCCCUGAGUUGCUUGAUAAACCAAUGUUUUAUCCACCACCUAAUGGCACCAGGCUGGAUGGAACAUACAGGCUUCCUUUAGGUUAUCAGAUGGAUGCUUCUUACUAUUAUCUUAAACUUCGUUGGAGCAUACCCUGUGGACCAAAUAGUGUGAUCACAUUCCCAGGGGCACCAUGGUUGAAGCCAUGGUAUUGGUGGUCCUGGCCUGUCCUGCCAUUAGGCCUCCAGUGGCAUGAUAAACGUCGCCAAACUUUAGGGUACGGAGCUGAGAUGGCUGUGAUAGUUAUUCAAUCAGCAAUAUAUUUGGGAAUAAUAGCAAUGACACGUUUUGCAAGACCAAGCCUCUCAAAGCUGUGCUAUAGGCGUUCCGACAAGAGCAUAAACUUGGUGCAGAACAUCCUCAAAGUGUUGGCACUGUGGAGCAUUCUUGCGGCAUACACAACACCCUUCUUCAUCAUUCCUCACACGGUUCACCCUUUGCUAGGAUGGCCUCUCUACUUGCUUGGUGUCUUUGCAUUGUGCUCUGUUGCAAUCAAUGCCUUUCUGCUGCCAAUGCUGCCAGUGUUGAUGCCGUGGCUUGGCAUCCUUGGUGUUUUGAUGGUCAUGGCUUUUCCUUGGUACUCUGAUGGGGUUGUUAGAGCGUUGUGUGUUUUUGGCUAUGCAUUCUGUGCUGCACCCUUUGUGUGGGCUUCUAUGACAAGGAUAAUGGCCGGGCUUCAUCAGUCUCUGGAAAGGGAAGCUUUUCUGCCAAGAUUAGGAGAGUCUUCACCACCUUCUUGGUUUAACAAGUUGUAUUGAGCUGUGUCAAUGCUUAAUUGGGACAUACAAGACAGGGUCGUUGGAAAUUGAAGGGGAGGAAGUGCCAUGGAUUUAGUGCCAAGAGGGGAAAUUAUACAUUGUUUUGGAGCGAGAGGACCAUCUUGCACCGAGUUGGAUUGAAGGAGGAACACAAGGGAGUUAGUGUGUGUAUAUAAAGAUUGUUUUGCUACUUUUAACUUAUAUCUGUAUCAAUUUCACGAUUGGAUCUUGUAUUCAAAUUUUUAACUUGUUAGACAAUGAGAUAGAUGACAGACUUCGGCAUGAUUCA